CUAUCUAUAAUUUAUCUAUGGUUUCAUUUUAUUAUAUUAGUGUUUAGGAAAUUCAAACUAAUGACUUAAAGCUAUUCAACUAUAAAUUAACAAUGAUUCUUCUUAAAUAUUUUACCUGUUUUCUAUUUAUAUUGAAUGUGAUGGGCAGCCAUGACGUUGAAGUAAAAUCCGAAGAAGAUUUAGGGGUCAAGUACGCUAAUAGAUGCGAAGUAUGCAAAAUAUUAGCAACAGAAUUGCAAAGCCGGCUAGAAGAAACCGGCAAAGUGCACGACGUAAUUGAAAUUGGAUAUUCUCUAGAUGACGUUAAGCCAAAGAAGAGGACGAAGUAUGAAAAGUCUGAACUUCGGCUAAUUGAGUCAUUGGAUGGCGUUUGCGAAAAAAUUCUCGAGUAUAAUAUUCAUAAGGAGCGAGAUGAUAGUACGAGAUUUGCCAAAGGUAUGAGUCAAACUUUUAAAACUUUACAUGGCCUUGUUGAUAAAGGUGUAAAAGUUGAUUUGGGAAUACCUUUAGAGUUGUGGGACAAACCCUCAGCAGAAAUAACUCACAUGAAAACUCAAUGUGAAAGUCUUUUAGAAGAGAAUGAGGAAGUAAUUGAAGACUGGUAUUGGAAGCAACAAGGGAAUGUUGAUUUAAAAAUCCACUUGUGUACAAAACAUGCAUUGAGAAACACAGAUGAUUCUUGUUUGUUUGAAGAGCUUAAACAAAAAGGUGAUAGCGCUAAAGCUAAGACAGAAUUGUGAUUACUAAUUUUAAGGAAACUAAGUGAUUGAUUUAUGACCAAUUACAGCUUAGUACUGUUGGGAAAUAGCAUUUAUUAUUUUUAAUUAGUGUAUACUUUACUUUUUGAUGCAUUAAUAAUGUUAUAAUGUAAUUUGAUCUUUUAUAAACUUUGUGUUUGAAAGGUAUUCCAUAUUUAAUCAAGUUAUAUCUUAUAUUAUUAUCCAACAUUUAUAGAAACUGGUUUACUGAUUUACUAUAGAUUGUGCAUAAACAGUCAGUGGCGUAGCUACCUUGGGUGGCACCCAGUGUGAAAGUUGCUGGUGCCUGCUGGUGGUGGCGAAAGUAAAAAACAAUAAAUUUUUCUCUUCAUGAUAUAUCAUGAAGAACAUGAUCAUUUUAUUAAAAGAUUGCGAGUAUGGUACGGGGAAUCCCCCCAUGACAGAAACAGGCUCUUUUGCGGGAAUCCCCAAAUUCUACAUAAUUGAAAAAGAAAUUUAUAUGCUAGCGAUUUUUUUUGUUUGUACAUUGUUCUUACAGUUGAGAGACCUUGGUGGGUGUCACCCGGUGCGGACCGCCCUCGCCGUCCCUCCUUUGCUACGCCACUGUAUACAGUAGUCCCCAGUAUAAUGUGGUAUACCUUAUUGUACGAAUCUGUGUUCUAAAAGUGUUCUCAUAAAAACAUAUUUUUUGAAACUAGGAACAAAACUAUUUAUGAAUUUGAGACUACAGAAAUAUAAGCUGAGAAAUCUACAUUAUAGGGGGAAAAAAUAAGUACAUCUUUAUAGGCAUAGUUACAUUUUUUUGCUUUGUGACGUAAUUGACUAACGAAGUCUUUAUUUAUAUAUUGAAUUAAAUUUAUGUAAAGUUGGUAAAAUAAAUAUUUUUAAAUGUACUGUUAAUUUUUUUAAAUAAAUUACAUCAAGAUAUCACACAAUCAAGUUAUAGUAAAAUAUUGGUCUGUUACAUCACUGUAGUAGAUGUAAGUAAUUCUAAAACUGUGGUUAUUACUAUCAAAUUACUAAUAUUACUUUAUAAAACAAAAUAAUGCAUCAAAUCCUUUUUAUUUCAAUGCAAUUUUCCUAUUUAGUCCAUUACAUCAGUUUCAGGUCUUUUGUUGUUUUUAUUUUUGCUUUAAUGAAGUGGUUAUAUUUAUAUACCCCCUGGUUAUAUUUUGAACAUAUCAUGUUUUUAUAUUGUUGAAAUAGAUUAUCAAAUUAAAUUAAAUUUUUGUAUUCAAAGUAAUGGGACAGUUACUUUAUAGGAAUUCUCAUGUUAUGUAAUGGACAUGUAAAGGCAUGUCUAAAUGGCUAUAAGAAAUGGUGCAUUAUAAAAAAUAAAACCACUUUUACAU
Pieris rapae (cabbage white) is the source of this 2071-nucleotide messenger RNA. It is a transcript of the gene CNPYb, whose product is annotated as protein canopy homolog 4. Bases 93 to 740 code for a protein of 215 amino acids. Gene Ontology annotation, molecular function: signaling receptor binding. NCBI's taxonomy places the organism in Eukaryota, Metazoa, Arthropoda, Insecta, Lepidoptera, Pieridae. The record is from RefSeq and is a predicted model, not a curated record. Gene Ontology annotation, cellular component: endomembrane system. The transcript has a single exon.